AUGCGGAUGUGCUGUAAAGGCAAAAGCGAUACCACCCACUUUGAAAGCCAUGUAUGGCUAGUAUGGGCAGCCAAAAUUUGCCCUGGUUCAAGCAAAGCAAGUGUUUAUAUAGAUGUGACUUUUGCUGAGGAACUCAUGCCAAUGGUAAAAUCAUAUCAGCUUACUCCUACGUUCUACAGAGAAACAUGUCCAAAUCUGUUCCCUAUUGUGUUUGGAGUAAUCUUCGAUGCUUCUUUCACCGAUCCCCGAAUCGGGGCCAGUCUCAUGAGGCUUCAUUUUCAUGAUUGCUUUGUUCAAGGUUGUGAUGGAUCAGUUUUGCUGAACAACACUGAUACAAUAGAAAGCGAGCAAGAUGCACUUCCAAAUAUCAACUCAAUAAGAGGAUUGGACGUUGUCAAUGACAUCAAGACAGCGGUGGAAAAUAGUUGUCCAGACACAGUUUCUUGUGCUGAUAUUCUUGCUAUUGCAGCUGAAAUAGCUUCUGUUCUGGGAGGAGGUCCAGGAUGGCCAGUUCCAUUAGGAAGAAGGGACAGCUUAACAGCAAACCGAACCCUUGCAAAUCAAAACCUUCCAGCACCUUUCUUCAACCUCACUCAACUUAAAGCUUCCUUUGCUGUUCAAGGUCUCAACACCCUUGAUUUAGUUACACUCUCAGGUGGUCAUACGUUUGGAAGAGCUCGGUGCAGUACAUUCAUAAACCGAUUAUACAACUUCAGCAACACUGGAAACCCUGAUCCAACUCUGAACACAACAUACUUAGAAGUAUUGCGUGCAAGAUGCCCCCAGAAUGCAACUGGGGAUAACCUCACCAAUUUGGACCUGAGCACACCUGAUCAAUUUGACAACAGAUACUACUCCAAUCUUCUGCAGCUCAAUGGCUUACUUCAGAGUGACCAAGAACUUUUCUCCACUCCUGGUGCUGAUACCAUUCCCAUUGUCAAUAGCUUCAGCAGUAACCAGAAUACUUUCUUUUCCAACUUUAGAGUUUCAAUGAUAAAAAUGGGUAAUAUUGGAGUGCUGACUGGGGAUGAAGGAGAAAUUCGCUUGCAAUGUAAUUUUGUGAAUGGAGACUCGUUUGGAUUAGCUAGUGUGGCGUCCAAAGAUGCUAAACAAAAGCUUGUUGCUCAAUCUAAAUAAACCAAUAAUUAAUGGGGAUGUGCAUGCUAGCUAGCAUGUAAAGGCAAAUUAGGUUGUAAACCUCUUUGCUAGCUAUAUUGAAAUAAACCAAAGGAGUAGUGUGCAUGUCAAUUCGAUUUUGCCAUGUACCUCUUGGAAUAUUAUGUAAUAAUUAUUUGAAUCUCUUUAAGGUACUUAAUUAAUCAUAUAGUCCAUAUUUGUUGGAUGGCUAGAAAUCAAAUGAGAUUUUCUUCAC
This is a messenger RNA of Glycine soja, 1372 nucleotides long. Its product is annotated as peroxidase A2-like. NCBI's taxonomy places the organism in Eukaryota, Viridiplantae, Streptophyta, Magnoliopsida, Fabales, Fabaceae. The transcript has 6 exons. Bases 1 to 1137 code for a protein of 378 amino acids. The record is from RefSeq and is a predicted model, not a curated record. Gene Ontology annotation, molecular function: heme binding; peroxidase activity. Gene Ontology annotation, biological process: hydrogen peroxide catabolic process; response to oxidative stress.